Messenger RNA from Schizophyllum commune H4-8, 1314 nucleotides. RefSeq lists its product as uncharacterized. The coding region runs from base 1 to 1314 and encodes 437 amino acids. The transcript has 2 exons. NCBI's taxonomy places the organism in Eukaryota, Fungi, Basidiomycota, Agaricomycetes, Agaricales, Schizophyllaceae. The record is from RefSeq and is a predicted model, not a curated record.
AUGCCGCCUCCGAGGACUCGCAUCCCCGUCUACGUCCAGCGCGAUACUGCCACCACACGCGCUACUGAGCCCACGGCGGCGACAAAAAGCAAAAAACAUACACCGGUUGUGCGUCGUACGCGUAGUCGUGUCCUGCAGGCUGGCCCUUCCUGUCGCCCUCAUGACCCUACCGACUCUCCACGCAACCCGUUCGGUCCGCAGAACAAGUGGCCUCGCCUGAUGGACCUCCCGCCUGUGCUCAACAACGUCGCGCUCUCGCACCUCCCUCUCGUCUUGACCAUCGUGCGCGCGGGGGCGCAGGUAGACGAUCAGCGUGUGCGCCGCAUGGCUCACGUCCCGCGCAACUACACCAUUACGCACAUGCGCGCGCUGAUCAUUUACCUCUUCGACGCCACUGUCUACGACGGCGAUCUGUUUUCGAAUCACCAUCACGUAGUGGAGAUCUGCAAAGACGCCGACAUUGCUGGUGACCUUACGACAGCGCAGACGUUCAUCAAGCUCUCUGGGGCGCAGGACCCUUACACUCCAGUACGCGACGACGGUCCCGAGCAUAGAGGCGCCGCUGAACCUCAAUCCUCGCGUACUGAGACCAUUCGCUGGGAAGGCGAAGGCGACUUCUCCAUCGAGACCCUAUGGACCACUGCACCGGACCUCAACGACCAGUGGGAGCAGGCAAACGAACGCCGUGGCAUUAUUUUUAAUUUUAAGCACAAUCCGGACGUCCAAGUGCACAUCACGUUCGACGCGACACUCCGCAAUUCAGCACCGCAUCCCAUGAACAUGCCCUUCGUGGCGAAGAGCCAGGGUCGUACGAAGGCUCUUAGAGGGACGUCCUCCGGUGCCUCACUUCGUAUGCCUUACGGCGCGGAGUGGAACGAGCCGGGCGCCUUCAGGAAGUUCUACACAACCCUCGCGAGAAGUAGCGCGGCUCUGCUACCGGCUCCCCAACGCCCCUCUAUCCCACGACUCGCCCAACCGCUUCGCGCUCUUUCGAUCAACCCGACGGUGCCGGGAAAGACGCCGGACGCUCUCCCCGCGCACCGAAAGGCAAUCAGCGCUCGCGCGAUUAACAUCUCGAGGAUGGCGAAGUCUGCCUUUCUGCGAGAGUUGGACGACCUCGACGAGCCUGAUUCGUCGCCGCGGCCGCUGCCGCGUCGUGUGGCGCCGGUGGCGACUCCUGUGACUCCAGUGGACGACGAUGAGGAUUCAUUUUGGGGAGACAAGAAAGAGAUCGAGGCUAUCUUGGCGGAGCAGAUGAAGCACGCGCCGCUGUCGCUGGAUGAUGACUCUGACGACGAGGUGAAUCUUUGGUGA